Molecule: messenger RNA, 5971 nt
Organism: Callithrix jacchus (white-tufted-ear marmoset)
Lineage: Eukaryota; Metazoa; Chordata; Mammalia; Primates; Cebidae
Gene: BACE1
Product: beta-secretase 1
Biological process (GO): amyloid-beta metabolic process; membrane protein ectodomain proteolysis
Cellular component (GO): trans-Golgi network; plasma membrane; endosome
Molecular function (GO): aspartic-type endopeptidase activity
Source: RefSeq, a predicted model, not a curated record
ACAAGUCUUUCCGCCUCCCCAGCCCGCCCGGGAGCUGCGAGCCGUGAGCUGGAUUAUGGUGGCCUGAGCAGCCAACGCAGCCGCAGGAGCCCGGAGUCCCUGCCCCUGUCCGCGCCGCCGCCCGCCGGGGGGACCCGGCAAGCCGCCGCCGGCCCGCCAUGCCCGCCCCUCCCAGCCCCGCCGGGAGCCCGCGCCCGCUGCCGAGGCUGGCGGCUGCCGUGCCGAUGUAGUGGGCUCCGGAUCCCAGCCUCUCCCCUUCUCCCGUGCUCUGCGGAUCUCUCCUACCCGCUCUCCACCGCCCGGACCCGGGGGUUGGCCCAGGGCCCUGCAGGCUCUGGCGUCCUGAUGCCCCCAAGCUCCCUCUCCUGAGAAGCCACCACCACCACCAGCACCACCCAGACUUGGGGACAGGCGCCAGGGACGGACGUGGAGCAGUGCGAGCCCAGAGGGCCCGAAGGCCGGGGCCCACGAUGGCUCAAGCCCUGCCCUGGCUCCUGCUGUGGAUGGGCGCGGGAGUGCUGCCUGCCCACGGCACCCAGCACGGCAUCCGGCUGCCCCUGCGCAGUGGCCUGGGGGGCGCCCCCCUGGGGCUGCGGCUGCCCCGGGAGACCGACGAGGAGCCCGAGGAGCCUGGCCGGAGGGGCAGCUUUGUGGAGAUGGUGGACAACCUGAGGGGCAAGUCGGGGCAGGGCUACUACGUGGAGAUGACCGUGGGCAGCCCCCCGCAGACGCUCAACAUCCUGGUGGACACAGGCAGCAGUAACUUUGCAGUGGGCGCUGCCCCCCACCCCUUCCUGCAUCGCUACUACCAAAGGCAGCUGUCCAGCACAUACCGGGACCUCCGGAAGGGUGUGUAUGUGCCCUACACCCAGGGCAAGUGGGAAGGGGAGCUGGGCACUGACCUGGUAAGCAUCCCCCAUGGCCCCAACGUCACUGUGCGGGCCAACAUUGCUGCCAUCACUGAAUCAGACAAGUUCUUCAUCAACGGCUCAAACUGGGAAGGCAUCCUGGGGCUGGCCUAUGCUGAAAUUGCCAGGCCUGACGACUCCCUGGAGCCUUUCUUCGACUCUCUGGUAAAGCAGACCCACGUUCCCAACCUCUUCUCCCUGCAGCUCUGUGGUGCUGGCUUCCCCCUCAACCAGUCUGAAGUGCUGGCCUCAGUUGGAGGGAGCAUGAUCAUUGGAGGUAUCGACCACUCACUGUACACAGGCAGUCUCUGGUAUACGCCCAUCCGGCGGGAGUGGUAUUAUGAGGUGAUCAUUGUGCGAGUGGAGAUCAAUGGACAGGAUCUGAAAAUGGACUGCAAGGAGUACAACUAUGACAAGAGCAUUGUAGACAGUGGCACCACCAACCUUCGUUUGCCCAAGAAAGUGUUUGAAGCUGCAGUCAAAUCCAUCAAGGCAGCCUCCUCAACGGAGAAGUUCCCCGAUGGUUUCUGGCUAGGAGAGCAGCUCGUGUGUUGGCAAGCAGGCACCACCCCUUGGAACAUUUUCCCAGUCAUCUCACUCUACCUAAUGGGUGAGGUUACCAAUCAGUCCUUCCGCAUCACCAUCCUUCCACAGCAAUACCUGCGGCCAGUGGAAGAUGUGGCUACAUCCCAAGAUGACUGUUACAAGUUUGCCAUCUCACAGUCUUCCACGGGCACUGUUAUGGGAGCUGUUAUCAUGGAGGGCUUCUAUGUUGUCUUUGAUCGGGCCCGAAAACGAAUUGGCUUUGCUGUCAGCGCUUGCCAUGUGCACGAUGAGUUCAGGACGGCAGCGGUGGAAGGCCCUUUUGUCACCCCGGACAUGGAAGACUGUGGCUACAAUAUUCCACAGACAGAUGAGUCAACCCUCAUGACCAUAGCCUAUGUCAUGGCUGCCAUCUGCGCCCUCUUCAUGCUGCCACUCUGCCUCAUGGUGUGUCAGUGGCGCUGCCUCCGCUGCCUGCGCCAGCAGCAUGAUGACUUUGCUGAUGACAUCUCCCUGCUGAAGUGAAGAGGCCCAUGGGCAGAAGAUAAGAGAUUCCCCUGGACCACACCUCCGUGGUUCACUUUGGUCACAAGUAGGAGACACAGAUGGCACCUGUGGCCAGAGCACCUCAGGACCCUCCCCACCCACCAAAUGCCUCUGCCUUGAUGGAGAAGAAAGGCUGGCAAGGUGGGUACCAGGGACUGUACCUAUAGGAAACAGAAAAGAGAAGAAAGAAGCACUCUGGUGGCGGGAAUACUCUUUGUCACCUCAAAUUUAAGUUGGGAAAUUCUGCUGCUUGAAACUUCAGCCCUGAACCUUUGUCCACCAUUCCUUUAAAUUCUCCAACCCAAAGUAUUCCUCUUUUCUUAGUUUCAGGAGUACUGGCAUCACACCCAGGCUACCUUGGCAUGUGUCCUUGUGGUACCCUGGCAGAGAAGAGACCAAUCUUGUUUCCUUGCUGGCCAAAGUCAGUAGGACAGGAUGCACAGUUUGCUGUUUGCUUUAGAGACAGGGACUAUAUAAACAAGCCUAACAUUGGUGCAAAGAUUGCCUCUUGAAUUAAAAAAAAACUAGACUGAAUAUUUAUACAAAUGGGGGCGGAUGGAAAGAGAAGGAGAGGGAGCACAAAGACAGGGAAUAGUGGGAUCAAAGCUAGGAAAGGCAGAAACACAACCACUCACCAGUCCGUUUUAGACCUCAUCUCCAAGAUAGAUAGCAUCCCAUCUCAUAAGAUGGGUGUUGUUUUCAAUGUUUUAUUUUUUGUGGUUGCAGCCUGACCAAAACUGAGAUGGGAAGGGCUUAUCUAGCCAAAGAGCUCUUUUUAGCUCUCUUAAGUGAAGUGCCCACUAAGAAGUUCCACUUAACACAUGAAUUUCUACCAUAUUCGUUUCACUUGUCUCUACCUGAACCCUUUAUUCUACAUAUGAUAGGAAGCACUGAAAUAUCCUAACCCCCUAAGCUCCAGGUGCCCUAGGGGAGAGCAACUGGAAUAUAGCAGGGCUGGGCUCUGUCUUCCUGGUCACAAGUUCACUCUUUCCCCCAAAUCUUCCUCUAGAGCUUUGCAGACGAGGUGCUAAAAGGAAUAGGUAAGAGACCUCUUCUACCUAAUCCUUAAAAGCAUAAUGUUGAAGAUUCAUUCAACAGCUGUUGCCCUAUAAUUCCUGCCUCGAUUUUUUCCUAUUACGCUGUAAGAAGUGGCAAGAUCUGUACAUAAUACAGAGUGGUUUCAUUGCCUUCCUACCCUCUUUAAUGGCCCCUCCAUUUAUUUGACUAAAGCAUCACACAGUGGCACUAGUAUUAUACCAAGAGUAUGAGAAGUACAGUGCUUUCUGGCUCUAACAUCAUUGCCUUCAGUAUCAAGGCUGCCUGGAGAAAGGAUGGCAGCCUCAGGACUUCCUUAUGUCCUUUACCACAAGAGCUCCUUGAUGAAGGCCAUCUUUUUCUCCUAUCCUGCUCUCCCCUCCCCACUUCUAACGGUACGUGGGUACCCAGGCUGGUUCUUGGGCUAGGUAGUGGGGACCAAGUUCAUUACCUCCUUAUCAGUUCUAGCAUAGUAAACUAAAAUACCAAGUGUUAGUGGGAAGAGUGGGGCUUUCCUGGUAUACCCACUGCAUCCUACUCCUAUCUGGUCAACAUGCUGCUUCCAGGUAUGGGACCUGCCAAGUGUAGAAUUACCUGAUAAGGGAGAGGGAAAUACAAGGAGGGCCUCUAGAGUUCCUGGCCUCAGCCAGCUGCCCGCAAGCCAUAAACCAAUAAAACAAGAAUACUGAGUCAGUUUUUUACCUGGGUUCUCUUCAUUCCCACUGCACUUGGUGCUGCUUUGGCUGACUGGGAACACCCCAUAACUACAGAGCCUGACAGGAAGACUGGAGACUGUCCGCUUCUAGCUUGGAACUUCCUCUGUAAAUAAAUUUCCAGAACUGCUACCAUGAAGUGAAAUGCCACAUUCUGCUUUAUAAUUUCUACCUACGUUGGGAAAAACUGGCUUUUUCCCAGCCCUUUGCAGGGCAUAAAACUUAACCCCUUCAAUAGCAAGUCCCAUCAGCCUAUUAUUUUUUAAAGAAAACUUGCACUUUGUUUUCUUUUUACAGUUAUUUCCUUCCUACCCCAAAACUCUAAGUGUAAAAAAAAAAAAAAGUCUUACCAACAGCUUCUUGCUUUUAAAAAUAUGUAUUAUACACCUCUAUUUUUAAACUCUACUUCUGAAAAAUGACCGUCCCGUUCUCCACUCACUGUGUUUGCGGCCUUUCCCAUUGGUCUGCAUGGGUUUUAUUAUUGCAGGCCAGUGGACAGAGGGAGAAGGGAGAACAGGGGUGGCCAACACUUAUAUUGCUUUCUGACUGAUCUUGAACAAGAAAAAGAGUAACACUGAGAUCCUUGCUCCCAUGUGCAACUCUCAAAAAUACUUAUCCUCUUGCUAGAGUGGGCUUUCCAGGGCAUUUAAGGGGAAGCAGUUUAGCCCCUCCCCACCCCUUCCUUUUGUCUCUUUUUACUCCUUUGGCUUCAAAGGUUUUUGGAAAAUAAAAAAUAUGCUUUACACUUAUUUCUAAUUUCUAAAUUUUCAGGGGAUACUGAAAAAUACGGCAGGUGGCCCAAGGCUGCUGUAAAGUUGAGGGGAGAGGAAAUCUUAAGAUUACAAGAUAAAAGUCCAGGCGUGGUGGCUCACACCUGUAAUCCCAGCACUUUGGGAAGCUGAAGUGGGUGGAUCACGUGAGGUCAGGAGUUUGAGACCAGCCUGACCAACAUGGAGAAACCCCAUCUCUAAUAAAAAAAAAAAAAAAAGAUUACAAGAUAAAAAAUGAAUCCCCUAAACGAAAAGAACAAUGGAACUGGUCUUCCAUUUUGCCACCUGUUCAUGACAGCUACUAACCUGGAGGCAGUAACGUUUCAUUAACCAAAGAAAGUGGGUCACCUGACCUCUGAAGAGUUGAGUACUCGGGCCACUCCAAUCACCCUACAAGAUGCCAAGGAGGUCCCAGGAAGUCCAGCUCCUUAAACUGAUGCUAGUCAAUAAACCUGGUCAAGUGAAGCAAGAGAAUUGAGAAAGAAUCCAUCUGUGAGCAGACAGGCAAGGAUGAAAGACGAAGGAAAACAGUAUCAAAAGCAGAGAGAUCAUUUAGUUGGGUCUGAAAGGAAAAGUCUUUGCUACCCCGACAUAUAUUGCCAGUAGGUCCCAGAAUGGGGAAAAAAAAAAAAUUCAGCUGUUAGUAAUAUAAUAAUGUCCUUUCCCUGGAGCCAGUUAUUAAAAAAAAAAAAAAAAAAACUCUUAGUUUUUACUUGUUUAAUUCUAAAAGAGAAGGGAGCUGAGGCCAUUCCCUGUAGGAGUAAAGAUAAAAGGACAAGAAAAGAUUCAAAGCUCUAAUAGAGUCACAGCUUUCCCAGGUGUAAAACCUAAAAUUAAGAAGUACAAUAAGCAGAGGUGGAAAAUUAUCUAAUUCCUGAUAGCUUCCUACAGAGCAAGUGAUUUAUAAACUUGAAAUCCAAACCACUUUCUUAAUAUCACUUUGGUCUCCAUUUUUCCCAGGACAGGAAAUAUGUAUCCCAUAACUUUCUUGCUUCAAAAAUUAAAAUCCAGCAUCCCAAGAUCAUUCCAUAAGUAAUUCUGCACAGAAUCUCCUCACCCCAGUGCCUGUCUGGAGCUCACCCAAGGUCACCAAACAACUUGGUUGUGAACCAACUGCCUUAACCUUUGGGGGGAGGGAGUUAGCUAGACAAGGAGACCAGAAGUGAAUGGGAAAGGGUUAGGACUCCACAAUGUUGGCCUGUCAGAGCCUGAUUAGAAGCCAAGCCAGGGGCAGCAAAGGCAGGCUUGGCCCAGGAAAAACCUGUGGGUCAUGCUAAUUUCUAUCCAGAAAAUAGGGUGGACAGAAGCUUCUGGGGUGCAUGAAGGGAUUGGGACCUGGUUAUGUUGUUAUUCUCGGACUGUGAAUUUUGGUGAUGUAAAACAGAAUAUUCUGUAAACCUAAUGUCUGUAUAAAUAAUGAGUGUUAACAUAGUAAAAUAUUCGAUAAGAAGUCAAA